This is a messenger RNA of Paralichthys olivaceus (Japanese flounder), 8522 nucleotides long. NCBI's taxonomy places the organism in Eukaryota, Metazoa, Chordata, Actinopteri, Pleuronectiformes, Paralichthyidae. The record is from RefSeq and is a predicted model, not a curated record.
UCGAGCCCAACCAAUCCGAGCGUACAGAGGCAGCAGAGGAGCCACGAUGAGCUGGUAGCGCAUCUUUUACGCACACCGCCGACCGCUCCGCCGCCCGCCCGCACGUCCGUCCCUUAUAAACGCACCGUCUGCCGCUUCACGUUCAGUUCUCACGCCGACACCAUGGAGACGACACUGGCCAGGAGCGAGGCGAUCGUUUCCCAGCUGCUGCUUUUCAGCCACAUCGUUGUGGCAGCGGAGCCACUGGUCAGAGGCCUGAAGAAACUCCCAGAAGAUAUUGACUGGUCGUACUCAGGGACCCUGAACCAGCACAGCUGGGGUAAGAAGUACCCGUCCUGCAACAGCGGCCGGCAGUCUCCUGUGGACAUCGAUGAAACCUUCACCCAGGUCAGGCUGCAGUACCAAAACCUACAGCUCGAGGGCUGGGACCAACUGACGGCAGAGUCCAGCACCAUCCACAACAAUGGAAAGACUGUGGCCAUUGAUGUGGAGGGGGAAUUCUUUGUGAGUGGAGGAGGAUUGAACUCCAGGUUUCGUGUCAGUAGAAUCAUGUUCCACUGGGGGCGCUGCAACGCAACGUCAGAUGGGUCUGAGCACAGCCUGAAUGGGAUGAAAUACCCUCUGGAGAUGCAGAUCUACUGUUACGAUCCAGAUGACUUUCUAAGUCUGGAUGAUGCUAUUAGGGAGGGAGGGAGGGUCGCUGCUUUGGCUGUGCUCUUUGAGAUCAGCCAGGAAGACAAUGAGAACUUUAAUCCUGUGAUAGAUGCCAUCAACACUGUCAGCAGGUUUGGUAAAAGCGGCUCGCUGGAAGCGUUCACCUUGCGCUCCUUAAUGCCUAAUAACACAGAUAAAUACUACAUCUACAACGGCUCCCUGACUGCUCCUCCCUGCUCUGAGAUGGUGGAAUGGAUUGUGUUCAAACAAACUGUGCCCAUAUCAGAAAAACAGUUGGAGAUGUUUUGCGAGGUGAUGACCAUGGAGCAGGCCGGAUACGUGAUGCUGACAGAUUACCUACAGAACAACUUCAGAGAACAGCAGCAGCAGUUCAUGGGUCAGGUGUUUGCCUCGUACACCGGAGUGGAGGACGUGCUCACACCCACCUGCAGCUUAGAGCCAGAGAACGUUCAGGCCGACGCUCAGAACGACACCACCAUCGUGGUGACGUGGGAGCGCCCCCGCGUGGUUUACGACACGACCAUCGACUGGUACACCGUCACGUACCAGAGGCUGCAGGGCCGAGACCAAAGCAAGCAGGAGUACAGGACAGACGGGGACCAGGAUGUGGGCGCCAUCAUCUCAAGCCUGCUGGCCAACAGCAGCUAUGUGGUACAGGUGGUGGCUGUUUGCACCAAUGGACUCAGAGGACGAUGGAGCGACCAGAUUAUAGUGGACAUGCCUUUAGAAGACCCCGAAAUUGAUUCGGAUCCUGACACUGUCACUAAAGAUGUGGGAGUCAACAAUGAGGUCUCAUCUAAAGCCAAAUGGGGGAAACCUGAGAACCAUAACCAGGUGGAUUUGUCCCCAGAGGACCACAGCCCUGUGGAGGAGGUCCCAGUGGAGCAGACCAGAGUUUACCAGAACCAGCCCACACGCCUCCAGAAUCAAACCCAAGCAAACCCGGACGUCACAGUGCAGGUCAACCCCCGCUCAACCCCCAAGACUCCCUCUGAUUCUGUGGUUCUGCAGAAAACUCGACUCAACCAGAAUGUGAAAAAGAAACCGGAUCACAACAGGUCUACACCGGAUGAUAUGGAUCAGAACUGGAUCGACGAGGACAGCAUGACUCCAACACAGCGGCCCUUCACUCAUGCAGGUUUUGACGGCAAUGGUGCAAUCUGGGUAAGCGAGGCAACCGAACAGCCAGGCUUCCUGUUUCCAGUUGCUCGGAUCACGACGCUGCCAAUGAUACACCGACAAAUCACAGAAGAGGCGUCACUGUCAGUGGUCCCAAAUCAGAAUCAGGGUCCACCAGAACAAGCUGGCGAAAGUGAGCUCCCUUCUCCGCAGUCAGAUCUCUACACCCCUCCUGUGGAGGAAAUCCAAGUCACAGAUAUCUUCUAUGAAGACACAGUCAACAACUUCCCCCUGGAAAGCUCUGCCUCUGCUGCAACUGAGUCCUCUGCUGCUGUUGCGGUGCCAGGUAUUCAAGAGGACAGUGUCUCCCCAGUAUUCCCCGCUGAGGACAGCAAGGCUCUCGUGAACAAACCACUACCGGAAACCGUAACUUCUGCCUCCUCUUCCUCGCCGUCCUCCCUCUGGAUCACAGCAAGGACGGCAACCGCCAGCAACACCCUCGCCAACUCAGUCUACAAAUCACUCACCACCUCCUCUCUGCUCAGAGUGCUGAUGCAUACGACCCAGCCCAUGUUCAACGCGCACACACCAACGUCCAAGUCUGAGGACUCAACUGUUGACCACUCCUCAGUCUUUCCAAACACUUCUAGUAGAGCAAUUGUCCACAUUGCAAACCCUGUGAUGUCUCUCCUGGAAGAAGGACUCUCUGCCAAAGACGACUUCAUCAGAUCAACACCUCCACCACUUGACCACGCCAUCCGUUUCCCACCUUCUCCUGCCCUGCUUGAAGACAAUACAAGCAGUGGAGAUAAGUCCUCUGAGGAGCUUGCUAUUGUCCGUCUAGAAAUGGAUUCAGAAGACGCUCAGAUUUCUACCACUUUGAGUUCACAAGAUCUCUCAAGCACUGCAUACCUUUCUCUUCAGCCUGAUUUUGGUUUGAGUGCCAUCGACUUAUCAAGCACUUACGCUAUUGGAGGAAGUGCCCCAAAAACUUCUCCUUCUAAAAGUGAAAAUAAGAUUCAAGAUGUUCUAAAUAUCGUGCCACAUCCCAGCAAUGAGCAGGAAGCUCAACAUAAAGACGACUUUUCUUUCUUUGAUUCUAAACAUUUGGAUUUGCCAGACAGACCAACAGAGGGCAGUGGAUCAGGCUCUGGCUUUGAUGGCCACAGACUCAAACAGGACUCUGAUGAAGUCGCUACAAUGAGUACAGACCUGUCUACUCUUCCAAGCUCAACUAUUACCAUCAAGGUGGAUGAUAUCAGGGGAAAGAGAAGAUCAACUGCAGCUAAGAUGCCCACUGAAAUAGAUCAUUAUAAAGAUGAUACAGGAAGCAGAAAAGGUGGCAGAAAUAAGUGGGAAACAGACGCAGAUCGAGAGAUGACAGAGGAUGGCGAUGAGGUGGAAGAAAAGAUGGGUGGAGAGGAAAUAAGUGAGACUGGAGUGAGGGAAGUAGAUGGAGACCCAGAGGAGAGUGUCAGGCAGCUCAAUCGCACAGCAGGCUUUGACACGCUGGAGGAAAAAGACGGUGAAACUGCUACAGGGAAGACGGCGUACACUGAGAGCGGGAGCGGGGCUGAAACUGAGAUCAGUUUUAGCUGGUCUGAGGAUCUCAGUGGUUCUGGAGAUGGUGGUGGAGAUGGAAAAGGAAAGAAAGAGGAUAAGGAGGGUGAUGGUAUAGAUGCUGGGAAAGAAGCUGUGUUUGAAAGAAGGGAUGAUCUGCGGCUGCCCGUCAAAGUAGAGGUUCCACUGUUUGACAGCAGUGAAGACAUGAGCAAUGGUGGUAGUGAUGGACGUGAUGAAGAGGAUCAAAACACGAGUCCUUACAGGUCAUUCAUUGGGGACAACUUAACUCCUGAGAACAUCUGGGAGGGAGAAGGUGAUAGUAAAAUGACCGUGGGUAUAGAGAGUGAAGGAGGUGUCGUAGAGGACAGAGAUGCAGGCGUCAUUGGUGAGAGUUUGCAGCAGUUCUCAGGUGUGGACCAGUUGUUGUUUGAUGCCGCAGGGAGCCCAGUGUUGGGGCCUCUGAUCAGACUGACCGACGCCAUGGACGAGCCAAAGGAAGAGGGCAGCAACAGCAGCCACGAGUCUCGGGUGGGGCUGGUCGGAGGUGUGGAGAGGGAGAAGAGGACAGUGGUUCCUCUCGCUGUCGUCUCCACUCUCACCAUUAUCUGUCUAUUGGUCCUGGUGGGCAUACUCAUCUACUGGAGAAACUGUUUCCAGGCAGCUAAUUUCUACCCAGACGACAGCGCAUCACCUAAAGUCAUUUCUGCUCCGUCUACACCCCUGCUGCUGGCUACAGACGGUCAUGAGCCGCUGACGGUGAAGCAGUUUGUGAGGCAUGUCAUGGAGCUCCACACCAGCAACACCUUCUUCAAGGAGUUUGAGAUUGUCAAAGAAUCCUACGAGGAGGUACAAGCCUGCACAGUGGACAUGGGCAUCACCACCGACAGCUCCAAUCACCCCGACAACAAAAGCAAGAACCGAUACAUCAACAUUCUGGCCUAUGACCACAGCAGAGUGAAGCUGUCCAACAGUUUAGACCGAGACGGGAAAUGUGGGGAUUACAUCAACGCUAACUUUGUUGAUGGUUAUGAGCGAACGAGAGCGUACAUCGCAGCUCAGGGGCCUCUCAGAGCGGGCAGGGAAGACUUCUGGAGGAUGAUCUGGCAGCAGAAUGUCGGGGUGAUCGUCAUGAUCACCAACCUCAAGGAGAAAGGACGGACCAAAUGUGACCAGUAUUGGCCCGAGGAGAACCAGGAGGAGUAUGGUGCAUACCAGGUGACCUUGAAAAGCAGCAAGACCCUGGCGUACUACACACUGCGGACGUUCACCGUCAGGGAUACCACAAAUAAGGCGUCUCAGAGAGUCGAACACACAGUCAUGCACUACCACUACACCCAGUGGCCAGACAUGGGCGUCCCAGAAUACACUCUGCCUGUCCUGUCCUUCAUCAGAUCAUCGUCCCGGGCCCGCUCACAAGAGAUGGGACCUGUUCUGGUGCACUGCAGUGCCGGUGUAGGACGAACAGGAACCUACAUUGUGAUAGACACCAUGCUGCAGCAGAUCCAGGAUCAGGGGACAGUGAACGUUCUUGGUUUCCUGAAGCAUGUGCGGACUCAGAGGAACUUCCUGGUUCAGACAGAGGAGCAGUAUGUUUUUAUCCAUGAUGCUCUGGUGGAGGCCAUCUUGAGCCGUGACACCUCAGUGACGUCAGACCUCCUCCACACCUACGUGUCUGACCUCCUGACCCCUGGACUGUCAGGCAGGACGCGCAUGGACAAACAGUUCAAAUUGAUCAGUCAGCGUCAGGCGAAGCACGCAGACUACAGCACUGCCCUGAAAGAUGGCAACGCUGAGAAGAACAGAGCCAGAGCUCUGAUGCCUGUGGAGAGAUCAAGAGUGUGUCUGACCGCCUCCGAAACCAACAACACAGGCUUCAUCAACGCCUCCUACGUCAUGGGACAUCACCACAGUAAAGAGUUCAUAGUGAGCCAGACUCCUCUGAGCAGCACGGUGGCGGAUUUCUGGAGAAUGAUCUGGGAACACAACACACACACUGUUGUUCGCCUGCCGGACGCACACUGUCAGAGUGAAGAGGGGGAGUGCUGUGUCUACUGGCCCAGCAAAGACCAACCUAUGAGCUUUGAGGGUUUCAUAGUUUCACGCUCGGGGGAGGAGCAUGUCUCUCUGUCCAAUGAUGAGAGACUUUUGAUGCAAGACUUCAUAUUGGAGUCUACACAGUUGGGAGGUGCUACAUCAGGGCUGUUCUGUGCUCUCACCACCCUGUCCAGUCAGCUGGAGGAGGAGGGAGCUGUAGACGUCUACCAGGUGGCACGGAUGACCAAUCUGAUGAGGCCUGGGGUAUUUAAUGAUGUAGAGCAGUACCAGUAUCUGUACCAUGCUGUGCUGAGUCUGGUGAGCAGCCAAGAGGACCAGAGAGCCCUGCAGAGUCCAGAGACCAACGGAUCUGUACCACUGGGACAGACCAACAUCGCAGAGAGCUUGGAGUCACUCAUGUAGAGACACACACACACACACACACACAAAAACGCACACUCCAGUGAUGUGGUGACUGAGGUUUGGCUUGUGUCGGUGGUCCAUGCUGAUGCUUGACUGCACAGUAUGUUCUGUAACCAGAGAUGGUGAUUAAAAAUAUAAAAAUAGAACCUAACGAUCCAGUUUAAUCCAGUAAAGCCUUAAGUCAUCUAAAACACUGCAGGUAACUGUGGAAACAGAAUCAUCGCAGUACCAGGUUCACCAUAUAGUGAGUUUACACAGAUCAUGACUUGGAUUUCCAUAUGUUGCUGUGAGACCCUGUCCACAGCUGGUACCAACAUCUGUCCUGAGCGGUCCCAUCACAACCGGACAGUAUUAAAUUCCUCUGUCCACACCUGGUACUAACAUGUGUCCUGAUGAGUCGGUGCAGGGGAAGUCGGGAGGGACUGACUGAGUGAAUGAAUGUGUGACGGAACGAAUGAAUGAAUUCAUGCAGCUGCGAAGAAAAAUGUGACCAAAAAAGUUAUGAACCAUGAUGUGUUGAUCAGUGUUGGUAUUGUGGUGUUGGCUACAAACAAACCAACAUAUGAUCAUUGAGAAGAAUAAAUGUGAAAUAAAAAUUGAUUGAUUGUGAAACUUGAGGAGGGGAGAGGAUGUCAGCUGGUGGCCCAGGAUGUAUUUACAUUCACACAGUGGAAAAGACCACCUCUGGAUACCAGACCACCUCUGGAUACCAGACCACCUCUGGAUACCAGACCACCUCUGGAUACCAGACCAGCUCUGGAUGUGGUUUCAAGGAUCGGAUCCGGACACAUUGAGGACACACUUGGGUGCCUUCACACCUGAACUGACCACUUGUGAUGGGAUCGGUCAGGACGCAUGUUAAUACCAGGUCUGAACGGGGUCUCACACUACAGAAUCUACUAGAGACACAUUUCUGGUGUUAACCGCCACAUCGCCGUAGCAGCAAUCUUUACAAGGGGUUUCCAAGUUAACUAAUGGCAUUACAUAGGGUUACUAGAUCCUGUUCUAAUGUUUUAUAGAUGAGUAAAUAAACCUGACUAGAGCAUGACCACUCCUACAUAAAAAAAAAAGGGCUGCAGAUUAUCUGGACCAGAACACAUGAAGCAACAUCUUAAUAAAACAAGCAGAGUUUAUGAUUUAUGCACAUUUAUUAUUAAAAUUGUGAUGGCGUAUUAAACAAAGUGGAACAAUCCCAUGUUGAAGUGUGGAACCAAAAAAGCUUCACUGCCUUUCCAGCGAAAAAACUGCGACUGCUCAGUGUGAAGCAGCAGCAGAGGUUCAGUACUUUCUGAGAAAAGGCCAAAAGUCUGUUAAAAACACAAAGUAAAUAUAGAGUAAAUACGUAUUUUUGAAAAAGUGAAACCGAAAUUCAAAUUUAUAGAAUUAUAGAUUUUUUUUAUCACAGUAAGGACCUGUCUUUAAAAUUCUUAAACUUCCCUCAUCUGAAUCUUUCUUUAACAUGGAUUUCUUUUAUUUGUAGUUUCUCAUCUAUUGUUUCUCCUUUGUUAUUUUUUAGUUUUCGUCUUUCCUUUAAAUUGUUGAAAUUAACACUAAUAAAAAUACAAAGUCCAAUCAGUAUAAAGAACCAUAUGAUCGAUGAUAAUUCCUGAUAAAUAGUUGAUUCCCUGCACAAUAAUCGACAGAAUUUAUAGUAAUGUUUCAAUAACCAAAACCUUUAAGGCCUCACUGGUGACAGUGAAAUGACCGCUGGUGUUUACUGCUGUUGAAUUCUGCUUCUGUCUCGUUGCCACUGCCACAUGGUCUCUGGUGCCUUUUUGUAACUCAUGCUAUUGUACUUAAAAACCUGUUUUGAUACAACUGUGGGAAUAAUAUGCCAAAAUAAUGAGACUGAUGUGAGGUCUGUAUCUAUUUUCUUAAAGGGGAUCAGUGUCAGUGUUGUAAAGGUCGGAGAGGAGGUAUUAAAGUGAUAUUCCAUCAAACACGGCUGAAGCUGUGGUCGGUUUAAAUCUAAAUGAAUCUGGAUCCUGAUGUUUUGAUGGUGAGCAGAAAAUAUCACGACCUCUCAGAUGAGUCUUGUUGCAGAAUAAUCAAUGGGUGGAAUCAGCCAGAGGAAAAUCAUGACACCAUUUAUCUUCUGUGUUGUUGCAAAUACUCCGAUUUCAGACAAUGAGCUGAGGGGGCUGAAAACUCAAAGCUGUGACUCCCUCUGCGUCCCUGUGCCACUUCUUAUGACUGUUUCCAUUUUUUUGAGUAAAGUCCAAAUGUUGCCGUUGCGUCCGACUGAAUCAAUCGAGCUCUGAGUCGCUCUCAAACCUCGCUGCAGCCUCAAUCUGCGCCCGUUUUUCGUCCCUCAUCACCUCGGGAUGCUAAAUCGCACGGACCCAACUGCGGCGAAGCCUGGGAGUGACUCAAAGCAGAUCCAACUGUUUCUCUGUAAAUAUCCCUGAACACAUUGAAAGGCCAAAUUCCUGUAUGUUUAUAUUGUACCUCUAUAUAUUUUCUAUUUUACUAUAAAAGGUGAUUUUCUAGCCAUUUACACAUAUAUAUAAAUAACUGUGUGGAUUCUAUUUGAUAAUUUUAGCCUGGAAAUAUUGAUCAUGUUUAUAGUUUUAAUGGAAUGUUGUCUCUUUUUAUUAUCUUUAUGAUUACAUAGCAGCUUAAUGUCUAUACCUUUAUCUCCAGAUAUAUACUGGUGCAGUUUGUAUAUAGCAACAGGCUGAAGCAGCACAAUUAAAGAUUUGUUUCAA